Messenger RNA from Erpetoichthys calabaricus (reedfish), 2912 nucleotides. RefSeq names its product cyclin-dependent kinase 5 activator 1-like. Bases 1112 to 2017 code for a protein of 301 amino acids. Gene Ontology annotation, molecular function: protein kinase binding; cyclin-dependent protein serine/threonine kinase activator activity. Gene Ontology annotation, cellular component: protein kinase 5 complex; cytoplasm. Lineage: Eukaryota; Metazoa; Chordata; Cladistia; Polypteriformes; Polypteridae. The record is from RefSeq and is a predicted model, not a curated record. The transcript is spliced from 3 exons. Gene Ontology annotation, biological process: brain development; positive regulation of cyclin-dependent protein serine/threonine kinase activity; activation of protein kinase activity.
GGCUGCACGACAUCAGCAGGUUACACUCCAGGACUGCGGCAUACGGAGGUUCGAAUGCGGGCGUUAUAAGGGUCCCCUGGAUAUGUGACGCGAAAAAUGAGGAGCUCACAGGACGAGCAGAGGACUCCUCGUCUUUGCGCAGCAUUGUCGCUUUUGUAAACAAAGCACCCCCCCACCUCCCAAAGUCGCCAGAAAGGACACACGCUUCAUGACUAGAUGGGCCUCCGCUGGCGUCUUCGGUCUCGAUGAGGCGGUCAGUUGGUCCGGCCGGCUGGUCGCCGAGCAUGAUGUGUCCCCGCAGUCAGCAGAACCUCGUGCUCGCUUCUCAUUGUUCAUCGGGGGUUUGGCAGCAAAGCGGUUAAAGGGGGCGGCGUCCCGACGGGGAAGACCAGCCUGUGUGUGCUGUGUGCAGCCCGCGAUCAGCACCGAGGACAGAUCUGGCGACACGCGGGCGGGCGAGCGAUCAGCACCGAGGACAGAUCACGGCUGUGGCGCACGGAGCCCCCACCCACCCCAAGCGCCUGGCCUGGAUGCGCAGCAAGGAUGUGCCCCCGACAGAUGAGACAAAGCUGAGAGACCGGCCAGCGCGCGAAGGACAUCGUAGAUUCCAGCACGGGCUCGAUAUAGCGCAGCACGGUGACGAAGAGCGACACAGAGAGAGUGAGAGAGAGAGGCGCGCUCCUGAAAGGGGAGGGGAGCGCGAGAGUGCGGGAGCGCGCCGAGCUCAGAACCCAGGACAGCACCCGCGCAGGUGCGCCACUCCGUCCGGCGCCAUCCGGGCUGCGAGGCACGCAGCGCCGAUACACACGGAUGACUGCGACCACUCGUGUGAGGGAAUGCGGACAGACGAGACGAUCUGGUGGCAGCAGGCGCGCCGUUUUCAUGGCCUCGUCGGCGACAUAACGGAGUCGGUGUUUAUCAGCCAGAGUGCCAGACGGUGACAGCCAGCAUUUGACGGGCACUCUCAGCUUUUGCCCUUCUCAUGAACGUUCGCCAGCGCUGAAUGCCUGAGAGCACCCGUUCUGGCUGCCAAUCUCACACAGGGCAUUGAAGGCCCCGCUCACCCUGCACGCUCCUCAAGACUGUCCCCUGCUUCUUCAACGCUGGCAUCAUGGGCACGGUGCUCUCUCUGUCGCCCAGCUACAGGAAGGCGGGCCUGUUUGAAGACGGCCCGGCCACGGUGGGCCACUACACGGCUGUGCAGAACAGCAAGAACGCCAAGGACAAGAACCUGAAGAGACACUCCAUCAUCUCGGUCCUACCAUGGAAGCGGAUUGUGGCCGUGUCAGCCAAGAAGAAGAGCUCCAAAAAAGUGCAGCCCACCAGCACCUACCAAAACAACGUGACUCAUCUCAACAAUGAGAAUCUCAAGAAGUCCCUCUCCUGUGCCAACCUGUCCACGUUCGCCCAAGACGGCGGCCAGGUCCCCGGCUCUAAGACCUCCAGCAAUGUGGUGUCCUCAGCCAAGAAGGUCCCGGCCUCCAACUGCACGGGCCCGGGGACCCCGAAGCGGGUCAUCGUGCAGGCGUCCACCAGCGAGCUCCUGCGAUGUCUCGGAGACUUCCUGUGCCGGAGGUGCUACCGGCUGAAGCACCUGUCGCCCACCGACCCGGUGCUGUGGCUGCGCAGCGUCGACCGCUCCCUGCUCCUUCAGGGCUGGCAGGACCAGGGCUUCAUCACCCCGGCCAACGUGGUCUUCGUCUACAUGCUCUGCAGGGACGUGGUGUCCUCAGAGGUGGCCACAGAGCAUGAACUGCAGGCGGUCCUGCUCACCUGCCUCUACCUGUCCUACUCCUACAUGGGCAAUGAGAUCUCAUACCCGCUGAAGCCCUUCCUGGUAGAGAGCGCCAAGGAGGCCUUCUGGGACCGCUGCCUGUCCAUUAUCAACCUGAUGAGUGCCAAGAUGCUGCAGAUCAACUCGGACCCCCACUACUUCACUCAGGUCUUUGCUGACCUCAAGAAUGAGAGCCAGAAGGAGGAGGAGCGCAGCAGGCUGCUGAUUGGCCUGGACCGGUGAGCCACCGGGGGGCUGGCAUAGAGACGGGCUCGAUUCUGGCCCGUCAUGCCCGUGGCAGAGGGGGUCUGCCAAGCUGUCGAUGACAUUUCUGCACCUGAUUUCAUCGCCCCCUUGUGGCGGGCAAGAGCCAGAAUUGCGUGCAUCUCUGUUUAUACUGACUGGUGGCUCGAGAGGAACUUUUGGGGAGUUUGACACGUGUUCGCCACAGCCCAGGCGCUGCCCGUGGUCCUCAUGCCGUUUCUAUUUCUGUUUACGCUGGCACAGUGCACCGGGCACCACCAUCGGCAGUGAGCAUCUUUUUGCCCCAUUGGAUAGGCUCCAUCUGGGAGGCGUUUCUGGCAGUGCAAAGACUGGGCACAACUGUGCGGGCAGCUGGUGAUGGUUGGGGUGGUGUGGCACGACCGGACCACUCGAGGCUCUACAUGGCUGCCAAAAAAAAAGACGGAUCAUGGAAGUGAAAAAAGGCGGCGGGGGGCCGGACUGGAGGCUGCUCUCUCUGCCGAUGUCACCUCACAAAGUCCUUGCAUGUGUUCACUUGGUGUCAAUGCCACAAGGGGGCGCUGCCAAUCAUGCCUGGUGCCAACAGACACACCCACGAGCCCCGAGUCACCGCUAAUGUGCCAUUGUCUGCAUUCACAAGUCACACAAGAUGAGCGAGCGAGCGAGUGAGCGAGGGUGGGCCGCACCGCCUGGACUUGAACCCGAGUCGCCACCUCUUUAUAUUCCCGUGUCAGUGUGUAGAGCAGGAAUGUGUUAGCUGUGUCCCCGAGUGCGUGUGUGUGGCGUGGCCUGGCAGGGCGACUGCCCGACUUCUGCCAUCGUCACCUCCUCUGAUUUCUGCUUCUUUGUAUUUAUUUUUGUACAGUCGUGGAGAAUAAAAAGGCACUACAUGGUG